This is a messenger RNA of Anneissia japonica, 250 nucleotides long. RefSeq names its product methyl-CpG-binding domain protein 3-like. The transcript has 2 exons. The record is from RefSeq and is a predicted model, not a curated record. The annotation marks the transcript as partial. Lineage: Eukaryota; Metazoa; Echinodermata; Crinoidea; Comatulida; Comatulidae.
UAUGACUACAACAAAGGUACACGGCAUGAUUCCACACUGGUGCUUCCAAUACGACAGACGGCUUCCAUUUUUAAACAGCCGGUCACGACAGUGAGGAGGCAUCAGUCAAAUAAGAUAAAAACCGAUGUCAAACCAGAUACCAAAGAAUCCCCAAAACAAUUGUUCUGGGAAAAGAGAUUACAAGGAUUAAAUGCAACAGAUAUUGCUGAAGAGCUAUUAAUCCAAAUGGACCUUCCUGAAGGAAUCACAA